AUGUUGACAUUUUAUCUAUGAUUUCGUAUGUGCGCGAGCGCGACGCGCAACGCCAUCCCUAAAAUUAUAGUUACUUUUCAUUGCAAAAUCACUCAUUUAUUUAUUUUUACUUUACAUCUGGUUUCAUCCCAUUGUUGUAUAUAUCUUCUAGUACUGCAAGGGCAAAAUGACUGACAUAGGGGAUGAUAAAAACACCGACCGUGUUUAUGGUGGUUGUGAGGGGCCGGAUGCUAUGUACGUAAAGCUGAUUUCUUCCGAUGGACACGAAUUUAUAGUUAAAAGGGAACAUGCCUUAACUUCUGGUACUAUCAAGGCUAUGCUAAGUGGGCCUGGCCAGUUUGCUGAGAAUGAAGCCAAUGAAGUGAAUUUCAGGGAAAUUCCGUCUCAUGUAUUACAGAAGGUCUGUAUGUAUUUCACCUAUAAAGUACGUUAUACAAACAGCUCUACUGAGAUUCCGGAAUUUCCUAUUGCUCCUGAAAUUGCUCUGGAGCUUCUGAUGGCAGCAAAUUUCUUAGAUUGUUGAAAAAAGUAAACGAUGUGAUUAUUUUCAAAGCAAAACAAAGGCUGUAUGCAGUAUCUAUGAUAGUAGAAUUGUGAGACUAAUUCACUGAAUUGCAUGCUUUAUGUCUUAAAAGAUUACCAUAAUGAAGUUAUUAAUUGAUAUAGGAGUCCAUCUUACAAAGGUGCUAUAAUUUUUGGGUGAAUGUUCUUGUCUAUAUUAAUUUUGCAGUUUAUAAAUGAACAUGUAAUUUUAUGUUUUUAGCUCUAUAUUAAUCAAUUGUCACUCCUGUUUGGUAAGUUGGGAAUUCAAGUCUUCAUAUUGAUUAUAUAAUAACUUCAUGAGGUUCAAUAUUUUAUGAUAAUCAAGCCUUGAUAUUCAACUUUUAAUAAUCGAAGUAAUGAUAAUUUUUUUGUGCCUCUGCAUGCAGUCAUAGACCUCAGUCCAUAAUUUAUGCAUAGAUACUCUGUUCUACCAUUAUUUAUGUUUUAUUUUCUCCUAACUGUAUAAAUGAUCUUAUUAUAGAGUACCUCUCAAGUCCACACAUAUUUUCAUUUGUAAAUGUUAAAUAAACCAAUUUUUGUUAUUCUUUUAGAUGUUAAUUUAAUUUCUUUACAUAGGUAAUUUCGAAAAGAAUCAUCUAAUUUGAAUACCCUAGAUUGAAUUAUGUGACUGAUUGUGUUCAUAUCACUAUUAGUAUUGUGUGAUAUCAUCUGUAUUUUCAUAGGAAUUAUGGUUUUUGUUGUAACUGACAAGUCUCAAAGUUUCAUGCUUUGCAGAACAUUUAUAUCAUUAAAUUUUUUAAUAAUAAAAUUCACUUCCAAUA
Molecule: messenger RNA, 1325 nt
Organism: Coccinella septempunctata (seven-spotted ladybird)
Lineage: Eukaryota; Metazoa; Arthropoda; Insecta; Coleoptera; Coccinellidae
Product: elongin-C
Exons: 3
Coding region: 167-523 (118 amino acids)
Biological process (GO): ubiquitin-dependent protein catabolic process
Cellular component (GO): elongin complex
Molecular function (GO): protein-macromolecule adaptor activity
Source: RefSeq, a predicted model, not a curated record